This is a messenger RNA of Nannospalax galili (Upper Galilee mountains blind mole rat), 4107 nucleotides long. Its product is annotated as KIAA0040 ortholog. Lineage: Eukaryota; Metazoa; Chordata; Mammalia; Rodentia; Spalacidae. The record is from RefSeq and is a predicted model, not a curated record. The coding region runs from base 763 to 1059 and encodes 98 amino acids. The transcript is spliced from 4 exons.
AGAGCUCGUCACGCGGGGCCGGGUGGGGACACUGGCGGGAAGGCAGAGAGUGAGGGCGCGGCUGCGGGGUGUGCGCCCAAGUCCAAGGGCACCAGUGGUCUGCUGGCUCCGGGUGGAAAGCUAGAGCCGGGCGCGGCAGGGAAGCUCCGGAGCCAGAGUCCGAUUCAGGAAGUCGUGUUUUUUGCAUCAGGAGCAGGACAGGUUGCAGUGAAACCUCAAGUAUGCGAGGCAUCGGCCCGCGGGACGGCCUGGGACCUAGGGGCGCUUUCCUCGACGCAAGUGGCAGAUUUAUCUCCAUUUUGGAGACAGAGAAACUGAGGCCCCAAGCAUCUGAGUGACUGUCCCAAGGACAUACAUUGAGCAGAAACGGUGGGAAGCUAAUGCAAAGUUGAAUGCCCUGCACCCUCCUUGGAAAGCUCAGAAGGAGAUCAGCUCUUGAGCCAGCCCUGAAUACAACCCUGAAGCAGCUCUUGGCUCUUUGUUGUUGGAUCCAGCUUCCCUGAAGAAUGGCACACCUCUGUACAUGCCCACAGGUCACAAAGCCUAGCAGUGAGGCUUGCAUCUGCAAAUAACCAGUGACUGUCCUGAGACCUCACCUAUGAGCACAACAAUCCUCCAGACACCAACAGGAGCUCCUGGUGGCGUGCUCAAACCCAAAGCUGAAAGAGGAGAAAAUCCCAAGUGGCCAACACUGUGUUCUCUAGAGUCCAGGACUUACUAGAAAACUGAAAGGAUCCUCUGUCGCCACCCCAGCCAAGCACCAUGGAGAGAAUCAGCUCCUUCUUCAGCUCUAUCUGGGAGACCAUCUUGAUCAAACACCAAGAAGGCCUCUUCAAUACUGUCUGCUUAGCUGUCCUCCUGGGGCUGCCCCUAUUGGUGGUCCUCACACUCAUCUUCAUCUGUUGCCAUUGCUGCUGCAGUCGGCCAGCCAAGAGCUGCCAACAGUCAGAGCAGAACAAAAGGAAGAAGAAAAAGAAGAAGAAGGAUGAAGAAGACCUCUGGAUCUCUGCUCAGCCGAAGCUCCUCCAGAUGGAGAAGAGGCCGUCACUUCCUGUCUAGCUAGGAAGGAAGCGAGUAUCUUCCCACUGGAGCCAACCUUCCUUCCAACCACAUGAAGACUCAGGAGAAGGGGUCUUUAAAGUGAUACAUUCAUGCCCACAAGAGUACUCAACCAAGGAACAAAUUUUAAACUGAGAGCCCCAAUGGAGGGGAGCUUAUGGGCAUUUCUUACAUUGUCUUGGCAGCUAUGUGUUCAAUAACAGUGCUCUUUGCUGCAGUCCCAAGCCUGCAUUACACUGUCUCUGGAAUACCCCACUACAAAAGCACAGAGAACACUUACCAUGAAUCUUAGAUGGCUUCCAAGGUUAUACACACACCCAUCAUUUCAUGGGACAGUACUCUGUUUAUCAAGUGGCCAUUUAAUAUGUACUUUGCUCAAGUCAGUAUACUAUAUAUACUUGCAGAAAUGUCUUCUAGAAAGACAUGGCCAGAUUUAGGCACAUGUACACAAUUAUAUAGCUAUUCAAGGUCCUUAUGCACUGUCUACAUACCAUUCAGAUUGGAAAUGGGUGCUUUCCUAUUCAUAUACCUACAUAGUGUUUUACUGGAAAUACAUUUGGACAUUCCAGGAACCUGGUACACUCCUCACCUCAGUAUGUAUUGAUACAGACAUAGCUAGUUCCUGUAUGCUUCUGACCCUUUACGUAUACCUAAAAGUUUAAAGUAUGGAUUGGAAUUCAUUGAAAGCUCUUUACUUGCAAUUCAUGAUAAGGUCCUUAUUACCACUGACAGGUGUUUAAUGUGGUCCAAGACCUUUCUGGGACAUUACCCCGUACCAACAAGCAGGGUGCCCUUUUCCAAGCAGUGAUGGAAACCUCUUGUCAGUGACUGCUAGAAAGCUAUGGAAACCCACUUAUUCUCUUCAGUGGGCUGCAGUUAUGUACCUAUGCGAUGUAUGUACAGAUGGAAAGAGUAAGGAAAUGGUCUACCUGAGCUAGCUAGAAAAUCACAAGUACAGUCUCAAAGGAGGCACACACACACACACACACACACACACACACACACACACACACACACACACACACACACGCAUGCACGCACCAGAAACAAAUUCCUGAGUUUGUAGCAGUGUGUGGGAUGUUGCAGGUGGGGUGCAGAAGUAAUAGUUUAAAUGAAAAUAAGAUGAAACUAUAAAGAAGUUUACUAUUAUUUAUCUUGAUGCUCAGGAAAGUAUGUUAUGCACAGUCGGUACUCGUAACUGUAGAUGUUGUUGGAUGGAUAUAAAAUGAUGUUAAGGAUAAGCUUGUAAUACCUCACAAUUCCUCCAAAGUGACCUUCUCUUCUAAGAUACCCCACUAAUUGCUGCAGUAGAUGAGACAGGUAUUGAGACCAGGGUUGAGUUGACAUAUGUGCCCUGAGGUACCUAAGGACUUGCAAAGAAGAUCUGUGAGUGGAGGAGACUUUCCCUCACCAGACUAAUGUUCAGAGAUAAUCCACCUAUGUGAUGAACUGGUUGGUUUUUUCAUUAUAUUGUGGCUAUAUGACAAAGAUAGAGAACUUAGACUGUACUCUGACCACUCAUUUGCAAAUCUACUGGGGAGCUCUUGAAAUAUUUUCCUUUGGAAACACUUCUAGACAGUGGCAAAUUACUGUCAAAUUAAUAACAGCUACAUUAUGACUUUUCUGUGCUAAAAGAAAAGAACCAAGUUUGAUAUGACUGUGUGAAUGGAAAGGUGUACUCUAUUUGCUCUCCCAGCUACCUGGUACUGCUGGUACACCUCCAGCUGCACUCCAGGCCCUUGGACAGUAGGCAUCUGGUGGUGACUCUUGCACUUGGGUCUUCUAACAGAUGACCUUGUGAAUUAUAAAUUAAGCCUAGCUAUAUUUUAGAGCAAGUCACAUUCACUCUCUCAUCCUCCGUAACCCCAAAGUCCGUAGGCACUCAGACCUUUCACCCAAAAGCAUCUUUGACCAGAGAAGCACUUCCUGAUUCUCUGUCCCUUUGUCACAUGAAGAACUUGUUGUGGAACAUCUGGCUGUCCUCUUCAUGUCACAGAAUGGUCAGUCAUCUCUCCAGACCACAUUCGUCCCUCUACCCAGUGCUGUUACCAGGAUGGGGUAACUUUCCCACCUCCAGCUCUCAGUUACUAUAAAUUGGAAGACUUGGGGGAGAUGUGGAGCCAAGAAGCAGAGAUGGGAAGUCAUUAUGACCUUUGGGAGUGGAUGACCAGGAUCAGGGACCAUACAAGUUACAUGGUUUCCAUGGUAACUGGAUGCCAGUUUCAAUUGAGACAACAGUCACUUAUUAUUACCUGCAAUGGGAAAGCCUCUGUCUCCAGGCACACUGUCCCUACUGCUUCCUAAUCAAAUGGAUUUGAGCCAGCUCUGGGCAUGAAACACUCAGAAAGUCAUUUCUCAGUUGUUUUCAUACCCUGGCUCCAGGAGACCCAACCCUGGUUGGCUUACCUCUUCCUGUUCCAGCCUCCCUGACAGCCUUUAUAGAGUGCCAGGGAUUGUGUAGGUCUUGUGAUGUGAUAGGCCCUCACAUUGCUACUGGAAAGUAGGCAGUGCUCCGAGUCCUGCCUUCCUGCUUCAUUCUUCCCCGCUCUGUUCUUAUUCCGUCUUCUUCCUGCAGCAUGCCAGCUCCAUCCCUUUAUUCUUCUCCACUUUCUCUCCUCUUUCCCCCACCCCUGAGCCUCUGUCCCAAACCUGCCACAGACAUGGGACGGGGGCGGUGCAGGGGGUUGUAUGGAAGGCUAAGGACCUGCUUUACUCAUCUGGGAAGGUUAAGUUAAUGGGGGACAGAAAGGCUUCAAAAAGCAGAGUCCUCCUAAACUGGCACAGGCCUGGGGAGGAGGUCCCUCCCCCAUGCUGGACUUCUGAGCAGCCAUGGCCAUCCUCACACACAUAGGGGUCUUUCCUCAAUGGAUUUACUUUUUUUAUUUGUUAGGGGGAGGGAAAAGGGAACAGGAAAAUGUAGAGAAAAGUCAGUCACUUUUUCAAGAAGAAUAUAUAAAUGAUCAAAGUUGUAUAGUAUUUGUCAGUAUUUUUCUGUAAAAUUCAAACACACGUAGAAGUUUAUUUAAAUAAAUAUUUUGAAAAUGAAAA